Messenger RNA from Cyclospora cayetanensis, 6369 nucleotides. RefSeq lists its product as uncharacterized. The transcript is spliced from 13 exons. Lineage: Eukaryota; Apicomplexa; Conoidasida; Eucoccidiorida; Eimeriidae. The record is from RefSeq and is a predicted model, not a curated record. The coding region runs from base 1 to 6369 and encodes 2122 amino acids.
AUGGGCGUCAAGGCUUCUAUCCCAUGGAGCGCACCCAGCGGAUUUCCUGCCAGACUCGAAAAGACUCGUGCCGCAAAAAACGCAGUUUGUCGGCGUGCUGGAGCCAUAAGGCCGUCUCGACAGAGAGCCAUAUUUGCUGAAACAAACACUACAGACGUGUCGAGCAGCACCGCUGCACCGCAAUUCACAAAGCCGUCCAUGGCUCCCGCGCCUCCUCUCCUCUGGGCACCACCUGCGAAGUCCACAGGCGCGCAGAGUUUAGGGUCACGGGAAAGCGUCGCAGUAUUUUCCCUCCUCGGAGCAAGCGCACCAAGGAGGGGUCCAGCAGCUCUACCUGGUCUUGCUUGGAAGGAAUGGGCAGGUUGGGGGGGGGAGGGGGGGCCUUUUCAAGUCCAGUGCACACACACCAUGCCUCUCAGCACCAGGCCGCCGCCUUCGGCAGUAGCUGAGGCAGCGACUUUCGCUGCUGCAGUGGCGCUUGAGAUCCACAAGCUCCCGCAGCGUCGUGUGGCCUUCGCAACUGGUAGCAUGCAUUCAGAAGCUGCAGAGGCUCAAGCAUCAAAGACAACACCGCACACCGUACAGCAAAGCGACCAGUCGGGGCUUCUAGAGAGGAGAUUGCAGCUCUGUAACACAUUUGAACCUUCGCUGACACUGCCCUCCUCUUGUGUCUGCUGUCUUGCCCUUUGCUGCAGCGCAGCGCUGGCCUCCUCAGAGCUGCAACAGCCACACCUUGUGCUGCAGCUAUGCCAAUCACUUCCUCAAGAUCUCCUAUGUGACUUUCCCCCCUCUCUGCUGCUUCUGCUGCACGAGUGGCAGCAGAAACAGCAGCAGCAACAGCAGCAACAGGGAGGGACAGAGUGUACUUCUUUGCUAGUGGCCUUAGCUACUGCACUUAGAAAACGGUGCGGGGUAGCUGAUGGGCUGCUGCCUUCAAACUCUCCUUCCGAGUCAGCAGCAGAAAUAACCGCACGGCAAGCAGCAGCAAGUGCAGCUGCUGAUUUUGCCGUGGCUGCUUUGGAAGCUCAAACCACAAUAUUGAUUAGACUGCGAGAGGCUCUGUUGGAGCCGUUCUUGGGGGUCCGUCAAUCCUCGCAUUGCUCGAGUUUUGCAGUUCAAGAAGCAGCGCGAAGGGCCGCCGGUUUGUUGCGUUUCGGCACUUUAGCUAAGGAGGCGGCUGCGGAGGAGGAGAUCCAAGAGCUUGUGCAGCAGCUCCGAGGAAGGGCAAGCCGAUGUAGCUGCCUUAGAGUGUCUUCUGGAGGCUGCAGCCUGCUGUCAGCUGUCCUUGAUGCGGCUCUGCAGGCACGCGUGCUGCUGCUGCAUCCCCAAAUUAUGCCGUUGGUUGUUGAGCUAACAGCGGCAGCAGCUGAUGUCUCGGCACUUUUUCAUUAUAGCAGCAGCGAAAUCAGCACCAAAGCUGCUGCUGAUGCUGAUUUUGCUGCUGCUUUCUCCCCGCUGUCCAACGAGCAGCUUCUGUCUGCAGGCCGUCAGCUGCGUGCAGCAGCGCUGCAGCUCUUCCCGCCUGCAUGCUUUGUUCUGCAACAGGAGCAGGAGGAUGCGCUUCUAGGAAGCUUUCCUCCACUGCUCGAGGCUCCAAAGGCAAACAAUAGUGGCAUGCCGUCGACAUUUCCCUCUCCGCGGCUGCUGGGAGGGUCUAUGACAGACCGUCAAGACGCGUGGCUCGACCUGCUGCAACAGCUGCUCCUGCUUCUGCCUAAGGGACGCUCGCGGCUUCGAUGGCUAGUGGCAGUCAAUCUGGAUGGACUGCUGCUGCACUUGUUGCUGCAGUCGCCUCUGCCCCUCUCCCGCCCGCUGCUACUGCCAGUGCUGCUAGAUGCAUGCGGAGCGCAGGAGGAGCUGCAAGAGCAGCAGCAAAGGGUUCCACUAGAGAGGAUGGCAUAUGUGGCUGCGGCUGCGGGGGCACUGGCAGACGGUUUGCGUAUGGCCGCUGCACUCAACUGUUUGCAAGUGCUUACAGACAGUGGAAGCUUGUGUUUUGAUGCGGCUUCUUUGCCACCUUCUGGGAACUUCUCCUCUUCUAAAUCUCUCCGUCUGCACAGUCCUGGCAGCGAGGAGCUUCCGCAGGUUUGCUUAUUUAAACACAUGGCAGAAACGCUUGGCUCCAAGCGGAUGCUCAGGACCGCUGAAGACGCUUCGGCUGAAGUGCUGCAGCUGCUGCUGCUGCUGGAAGAUCUGCCCGACGGUGCUGCGGUGUCUGACGGUGACAGCCGCAGCAGGAUGCGCAUCACGCAGCUCCAGGAUUCCUUACUUGCGCUUAUUCAGCAUACCACAGCCCUUGCAGCAGCAGCAACAGCGCCGCAUGCAACAGACGCGCCGCAUGCAACAGCGGCAUCCGAAAGGGCAGGCACCAGUCCAGCAGCUGGGGAGAUUUCUCCUGUGUCGUGCAGCAGCUGCUGCGAAGUUGGCAGACACGUCUUUGGCGCUUUGUUGCUUUUGGCAUGCCCGCGACAGGGGGUUGCUGAGCGUGUGUGCUCUCUGCUGUGCAGCAAGGGCUCCAGACGGCUGUUUUUGCUUCUGCAGCCAGACUGCUUUGCAGAGGCACUGACUCUCCUGGGGGAAAUUCCUCGCCGCUUCGUGCGCAACGCUGCACUUUUGCUGCUCCAGCAGCCGCCACGGGUGCAGCAGCAGCCGUCUCACGUCGCAGCCGCUUGCCUCAUGGAUGCCUACGAGCCAUCUGUGUUCGAAGAGAGCAGCCGCAAGCUUCAGCGGGAAGGAGGGCAAGUAGGUCCUCUGCUGCAUCAGCUGCCUUGGCACAAGCUUCUGCUGCAGCAGCGGCUGUUCUCAGUGUCGCAGCAGCAGCGACAGGAUGCUGCUGCUGCUCUGCGCGCGAUGCUGCAACUGCCACCUUCGCCGAAUGCUGACCCAGUAGGCAAGGCGCUGACUCUUUGGCAACAGAUAAGCCGCGAAGACGAGCUGAAACUCAGAAUUCAGGGGCUUAAGUGGGAGGAAGAGGAGGUGCGCCUCCUUUGUGCAGCAGCAGCAAACAGCCGACUGUGCUCCUCCACCCGCGUGCAGUCGUUGCACACCCUCCAGGUGUAUGUACACUCCAGCGUCGCGGAGGCGAGGCCUUUUCUGCGGCGUCUCUGCAGUAGCCUCCUCCUUAGCCGCGCAGGGCUCCCCAGCGCUGUUGCUGCAGCACCUCCUCUUCCUCCUGCUGCAGCAGCAUCGUGGGAAUCGGCAGACAGCCCCUUCUUACUCUCGCUGCUGCAGUGCUUGCUGCACGCGUCGCAGCGGAGUCUGCAGCAAGCUCCGUUGAUCGCCGCAGUAGCUCGCGUGCUGGCACUGCCGCUGCUGCUGCUUCCCCCAGGCGAGGCCGUGUUGCACUCAGUGAUUGCGGUGUACAGACAGCUCCUGGGGGAUGCGUUGCUUCUGCAGUGUCUGUGUGGGGAAGCCAGCGCCUCCUGCAGCUGCCUGCAGCUGCAGGCACUGCUGCUCUUCCAUCCCCAGCAGUCUCUCCUGCUCCCCCACCGCGUGUGCUCCCUAGGUUCGCAGCUCGAAGGGGUCUUGUCUGGGGAGACCCUUCCGCCUCAGGAAGCCUCUUGCUUGCUGCUGCCAGCGUGGCUGUCGCUGCGCCUGGACCUGCCGCUCCCCUGCAGAGUUAUCAGUGCACCCACUGCAGCUCAGGAAGCGUGGGAGUGCCGCAGGCACGACGCUGCCUUCCUCGUGACACGCCACCUCGCAGAAGCGCCUGCCGCCGCUCUAGAGGCAGCAGCAGCUUAUCUCGUGCUGAGCUCACCCUCCGACAUGAGCUGCCUAACCGCCGUGGCUGCUGGGCAAACAGCUCUCACGCGGCAAGCAGCCCACCGACUUCUGCUCCCUGCCUACCCUGAGCUGGGAGAGCUCCUCAGUAUUCUCUGCUCGCCACCGUUGCCAGCCUUGCGGCAGUCUCGCGCCAAGAGCGCCUCUCCGCUUCUCCCCCUUCUUCCUUCCCUCGCCCCCCCCCCAGAAGCGGCAGCGGCCUCCUCGAGCCUUCCAAGCGACUUCGAGACGUAUGCGGAGGCGCUGCAGUGCUGCAGGAAGAUUGUCACUGCGCUGCAGCUGCCCCGAGACGCCACACUGACGGCGUGCUGCCUUCUCGAGAGGAGACAAGACAGGCAGGCAUGCAUGCAACUGCCGACGCCACACACAGCAGACUGCCACUGCUAUAAGGCGCUUUCAACUUCCGUAGAAGCCGGGUUCUGCGCGCUUGCUGUGGCCGUCAGACGCUACGUCUACCCGUUCCUGCAGAUGCUCGCGCAACAGACGGCAGAAAGAACGCUUGAGGCUCAAGAAGCAGAAGAAGCAGGAGGAAUCGCAGCUCCAGUAAGGACCGGGGAUUUCCGCAGAGACAUCGAUCUCCUGUUGCUAGGCACGCAACUGUUGUCAGAACUACUUCCGCUUGCUGCAGCCGUUGCGCUGCCGCCCAACAACAUCAACACCAACAACAGUAGCAGUAGUAGCAGUAGUGCGCGAGGUGCUUCACAACAGUGCUGCUGCUGCUGCAGUGGAUGGCUCGCUCUGUCCGACGUCUCGCAAUUCUGUGGCAGUCUCCUUGGGGUGUCUACUCACCUUCCGCUGCUGCGGCGUGCAGCUCUGAAGUUCGCUGCUUUGACGCUGCGGCAUUCUCUUCCUCCACUCACCAGCAGCGGCAGCAAUAGCAGCACUAGCACUAGCAGCAGCAAGCUGUUUCUCAGUGAGCCGGCAGACGAGCUCUGGACGCUGCAUCCAGCGGCUCCCUUCAGCUGCUUUGGGGGCACCCACAGCAGCGUGCUGCUGCAGCUGCAGCUGCAGCAACUGCUGCACCUCCAUUCUCACUUGUUCACAGAAGGCUUGGCUCCGCUGCAAGAGCAGCAGCCUCUCGCUGACGCCCUCAUGGCCUUACGCGCAUGCGUGAGGCACAAUGCAUUUGCUGGCGUUGCUGCCGCGGCAGCUGAGGCUGCUGCAGACUGCGGGGGAGGGCUAAGCACCUCUGCGUGCGUCAGGUUUGAGCAGCAGCAGGAGCAGCCUCAAGAAGAGCAACAAGUGCAGCUGCUUGAGACGCAGGCGACUCUGCUCCUCGGGUAUCUUGACAGCCCUCACCCUGAGGUUCGACUGGCCGCAUGGCGGUGUCUCGAGAGCUGCCUUCGCUCUGCCGACAGUCUGCUGCAGCGUCUCCAGCAGCGGCAGUCUUCUGGAUCGGGGAGACAGCUGCUGAUGCGGCUGUACAGCUGCAUUAGUCGCGCUGCGUGCGACCGCGUUCUGGAGAGGGAGGGUCUACUCCCCGGAGGCUUCUGCAGCAGCUGCCCCAGCAGCCUCGCAGAGCAGGCGGAUGCGCUUGCCUGUCUCUCCACUCUCAGCAGCAGCCACCAAGGGAUGGACGCUGCGACUGCCCUCAAGGGAUUGACGGCCGCUUUGGAUUUGACGUGCUUCGCUGCUAAGACGCACGCAACCCCCAUCCUCCGACGCUUGCAGCAGCAGAUGCCGCAAGCCGCCGACUCCAACGCAGACACGCGCAAUGCAGCGACGGCAGACACACUCUGCAGAGGGAACAGGUCGAGCACUUUCUUGAUAGGCCUCGUCGAUGCUGUACGGCCUCAAAGAUUGCGCAUGAAAACGCCGAGCACAGACACCGCAGCAGCAAACGAAGAAGCAAACCAAGCCGCAGCUGCAGCAGUCGCUGCUGUAGGAACAAAAGGCGCUCCUGAGGCAUUCGCAGAAGCAGCAGCCAAAGUUGCCUUUUUGUACCUCCCGUCUCCUCCUCCAAGCCUCGCCGAAAUCGCCAAGUGCUGUCGGGCCUUACGAGUCUUGCUGGAUAUUGGGGAAGCCACAAACGCAAUUAGCUUGUGCUUAGGAAGCAGCAGCAACAGCACGAUCCACGCUGGGGGGGCAGGAGGGGGCAAUCUUUGCUGCAGCGUUAGUGCCUCCUCGCCUGCAGCCAUAGCGCCAUCAGAGCGUCCUUUCGCAUUUCUUCACGACGAGAGAACAAGGCACAGCCGAAGCCGUGCAGGAAGUGCUGCUUCUCCUGUUGAGGCUUUUUGCGACGCUCCACCCACAAACUGCGCGGCGUGCUGCUCAGCAGCUGCCUGGAGAGACGUCAGUGCUGUCCGCACCCUGCAAGGAAAAGCUCCCAAUACCAGUACAACAGCAGCAGCUACAGCAGCAGCCGCUGCAGAGAUGCAAAAAGGCGCUCAGUCCUUGUGGACGGCUCCGUGCCUCUGCUGCGCAGCGCCUUUUCCCGCACGAGCAGCAGACAAGCCUUCAGGCGAGGAUCGCGAAGCCUUCACAUCCCCUGCUGGGGACCAACCCCUCGCUGCUGCUGCCCCCUUUACUACCCCCGCUACCCCCCAGCCAUCUCAGCCUGUACUGCAAAAAAGACGGCCGACUGUCUAA